This is a messenger RNA of Ostertagia ostertagi, 591 nucleotides long. The record is from the annotation of a GenBank genome assembly. Lineage: Eukaryota; Metazoa; Nematoda; Chromadorea; Rhabditida; Trichostrongylidae.
AUGGCUUAUCGCGCGACUCCUUGCCCAUCUGCACCCAACCACUUGUCACCAGCCGAAAACUUUCUGGGACGGAAGCUUCGCAGCGAUUUCUAUCAAAUGAUGCCACAGACAACUGACAGAAUAUAUAGGACCACGCGAUGCCAUUGGGGACCAAUUAAAUCGAAACAAUGGAUCACGACUACUACGCUGUGGAAAUCUACUGUGGAAUCGACAUGUGAAUCAACUGAAACCACGAGACCACACGCGCAUGGCCGACCAACUGAAGGACGUGUUCGCCCUUACACCUGUAGCAAAAGCUACAAUUAUGUUGUCCUGCUCGAUAGCCGCAUAAAAGGAGGUGAUUCCAACGUCCGCCAGCUUUCUGCUACAACACCAAGUCGCGUCCGUCCAGCUCAACGGCCACAAUUGGACCCGCUCAAUCUGGGACAAUAUUCUUCAAUAUCGCGUAGGACAACGUUGCCUUUGCUCAACUUUAAAGGUAACACCGCGUGGCGACUCGAAGAGUAUCUUGGCGAGCAACCUUUAUACAAACGCUAUAACCUGUCGACCGAGCCUGCUACUCUUAUGGAACAAACACCGCCGGAUGCGGAG